CGUAUAGACAAAUCUGACUAGACUGGAAAGGGAAGUUGUAGUUAUGUUCGUGGUCCGACGUUGUAGAGACGGAGACGAUACGAUUCUCGUCUAGAUUAUAGACAUAACCGGAUAUAAGAUGGCGGGUGUCUCGCUGCAAGAAAAAGGCUGGUUCUUAUCAGAAGAAGGCAUAGAACAAUGUAGUUCGGGAGGGAAGUCUGAUGUUGAGUCGAUCAUCAGAACUGCCUUAAAUACAGACCUAAGAGAAAUUGCCAAGGGAUGGCUUCCAGAGGAUUUAAACAGAGGCCGUGCAGAUUAUGUUCAGGGCCCAGGUGUAUUACAGCUGCAGAAAAUACGUAAUGUAUCUGCCCCUAAGGAUAAUGAAGAAUCUCAAUAUGCACCUCGGCUGAUGAAACUAGUCCUAACUGAUGGCCAUAUCACAUGUUCAGCUGUGGAAACUGAGGUGUUGAAAGAAAUAGGGUCAAAAACUGCGCCGGGUAGCAAGAUUCUGUUGAAGAAGAUGACAGUUGGUGUGGAACAUGGUUUCUUGUUAUUAAAUAACAAAAACAUGAAACACCUUGGUGGGCGUGUUGAGAAAAUGGCCGAGGGCUGGGAACUGAAAAAGAAGUUGGCAAAACAACAGCGAGGUAGCUAUACUACAGAAGGUGGACCUCCGCCGUUUGUACCGUUUGGUCAGAGGAUAGGUAACGAUGCUUAUAAGACCACAACGAGACGAGAUAAUUUCAAGUCUCUGGACGCCAACAAAGCUGAGAAGAAGGCAGAGGACAAUGAGUUUGAACAACAAAGAAAAGCCACCAUAGCUGAGGCCAUGCAAGCCAAAGAAGAUGUUCAGUCAAAAAAGUUUGGAGGUGGACAAAAACAGGUGUCUAAUGACCAUGAUGUGGCCAAAAUAACAGAAAUGGGUUUUAAAGCUGAGGAAGCGAACAAUGCUCUCCGAAUCAGUAAUGGUAAUGUUCAACAAGCAUUAGACUACCUCUUAAAAGGUGGGGGAUCAAUGGAUCGGCGUUCCCAAGGUGGCCCUAACAGACAGUCAAGUUACGAAUCUGGGGAUCGGAGGGGUCAAGGUGGUCCGAAUAGACAAUCGAGUUACGAGGAUAGAAAGCCGCAGGGUGUAAUGAACAGACAGUCAAACAAUGAUUCAGAUAGAGGACGGGGGAGGAGGGAUCGGAGAGAUGAUGAUACAGGUCCACCAAGAGGUCGGCGUGGAAGGGACACAGAAGAAGGUGAUGAAGUCAGUAGUAAACCGUCCGGUCCAGCCACCUUGUUUGAUUUCCUUGCUGUUUCAAAUAAAAUACCCGAGGCUAAAGAUACAAAACCAAAACCAUCCUCUGGAAAAGAUACCUCAAAUAGAAACCAUUAUGAUAACCGAGAACGUCCUAGAACGUCCAGUGGAAGUUCUGACCAGUCAAAUCGUGCAAAACAAUCUGUACCUCCUAGAUUUGUGAACAAACCAAAAUAUGAUCAAGGUCAGAACAGGGGUCAAGGUUAUUACCAAGAUGAGAGGUCACAAAGGUCAAGGGAGGACAGGCCUAAAACAGCUCCGUCAGAAAACCGCAGAUAUGAAAACCGGACACAGAAUGAUAGAAAUACAAGUGAAAGAGACAGAAAUACUAGUGAAAGGAACAGAAACUAUAACGAUAGAAAUUAUAAUGAUAAUAGGGACUACAAAAGAGGUGGGGGUAAAACUGACGACAGAAACUUUAAACAAAAUGAUAGGAAAACAGCAAAUUAUGAUUCUAAGUCAAAUUCAAAUAAUUAUCAAAGACAGUCCGACAAUAGGGAAAAUUCCCGAGGGAAUUACAGACAAGAAAAAGGUGGAAAUAGAGAUGGCCCACCUUCUUCAGAUAAUCGACCAAAACCAAGUGAAAGUAAUACUAAUAACUCAUCAUCAUCAUCAAGGACUUCUUAUUCUAAUGAAAGGGGUGAACAGGGUAGAUCACGGAACCAGCAAGGUCAAAGUUCACAGUCCCAAAACCAGUCCAGUGCCAAUAAUUCAUACAAAUCAGACUCAUACUCAAAGGGAGGAAACUCCCAGAAGUCACAGUCUAAUUAUAGUGCUAAUAAUAGGGGAGGUAACUCUCAAAAUUACAAUUCUGGGGGUGAUAAUUAUGUUCAAAAUCAGCAGACGCAGUCUAGUAAUUAUAGAAACUAUAAUAAUUAUCCACCAAUGAGCACGAGUGGAGGCCAAUAUCAACAAACACCAGAAUACAUGUACUCCGAGCAACCAGUUCAGUUUAAUAUUAAAGUUGGAGACAAGGUGAUGGCCAAGUACUGGGAAGAUAAUCUGUUUUACGAGGCAUGCAUUGAAAUGAUGACACCUAACAUGCCCACAGCAAUCGUGUCCUUCACGGAAUAUGGUAACUCGGAGGAAGUUCUUCUGACAGAUAUCCGUCCUUAUAUACCACAAGUUAUUCCCCAGCAAGGGCCCCUCAUACAUACAGACAUGAGUGUACCGCCUCCACAAGUGUUCUAUUCUGCACCUCCCCAGCCUGGUGUCUCCGGGGUAGAGGAUGUCAUUCAGGCAUUUGGAGGAAUGGAGUUUCGGAGAGGAGGGGGUGGGGCUGCUUAUUCCCGGAAAGAUGGGCGGGGCCAACAGCAAUAUUACCAACCCCCUCCUCAGAGAAGAUAGAGCAGGGGAAAAAACAGUUCUUUUCUUUAUGUGUAACAAAACCUUUAAGGCCAUAUCAAAAUAUCUUUUUGUUCAUUUUAUUUCAAAAACAUCCCUUUUAUCAGUUAAUUUAUCAGUUUAUGUCUUUAAAUGAUUUUAUUCUUUUAAUUGAAAGUUGUAAAUGAACAAAAAUGUUCUCUGUGCUUUCCAUUUUUGUAGUUUUUGUAGGAGAAAUACUGAAACUUACAAUAAAUUCCUUAACUCAAAAAUAAUCUGAUGGACAAUGGUUUUGAUGUGGCCUUAUAUAUACAUUGUACUGCUGAUAAGACUUCUGUUGUAUGUUGCUUUUUACAAAAUUAACCAAGUGUGCAAUUCCCCCAGUAUUUAGAGGACAA
Molecule: messenger RNA, 3003 nt
Organism: Ruditapes philippinarum (Manila clam)
Lineage: Eukaryota; Metazoa; Mollusca; Bivalvia; Venerida; Veneridae
Product: tudor domain-containing protein 3-like
Exons: 13
Coding region: 119-2629 (836 amino acids)
Biological process (GO): mRNA processing
Cellular component (GO): nucleus; cytoplasm
Molecular function (GO): RNA binding; protein binding
Source: RefSeq, a predicted model, not a curated record